Trichechus manatus latirostris (Florida manatee) is the source of this 963-nucleotide messenger RNA. Its product is annotated as CXADR-like membrane protein. Gene Ontology annotation, cellular component: cell surface; cytoplasmic microtubule; membrane. The transcript is spliced from 2 exons. The record is from RefSeq and is a predicted model, not a curated record. NCBI's taxonomy places the organism in Eukaryota, Metazoa, Chordata, Mammalia, Sirenia, Trichechidae.
AUGAGUGUCAGAGUAAAGUCUCAAAAGGUGAUCACUUACUCCAGUCGUCAUGUCUACAACAACUUGACUGAGGAACAGAAGGGCCGAGUAGCCUUUGCUUCCAAUUUCCUGGCUGGCGAUGCCUCACUGCAGACUGAGCCUCUGAAGCCCAGUGAUGAGGGGCGGUACACCUGCGAGGUGAAGAAUUCAGGACGCUAUGUGUGGAGCCAUGUCAUCUUAAAAGUCUUAGUGAAACCAUCCAUACCCAACUGUGAGUUGGAAGGAGAGCUGACAGAAGGAAGUGACCUGACUUUGCAGUGUCAGUCAUCCUCUGGCACAAAGCCCAUUGUGUAUUACUGGCAACAAAUCCGAGAGAAAGAGGGAGAGGAUGAACGUCUACCUCCCAAAUCGAGGAUUGACUACAACCACCCUGGCCGCGUUCUGCUGCAGAACCUCACCAUGUCCUCCUCUGGCCUCUACCAGUGCACAGCAGGCAAUGAGGUUGGGAAGGAAAGCUGUGUGGUGUGAGUGACUGUGCAAUAUGUACAAAGCAUCGGCAUGGUUGCAGGAGCAGUGACAGGCAUGUUGGCUGGAGCCCUGCUGAUUUUCCUCUUGGUGUGGCUGCUAAUCCGGAGGAAAGACAAAAAGAGAUAUGAGGAGGAAGACAGACCUAAUGAAACUCGAGAAGAUGCUGAAGCCCCAAAAGCCGGCCUUGUGAAACCUAGCUCCUCUUCCUCAGGCUCCCAGAGCUCAUGCUCUGGUUCCUCCUCCACUCGCUCCACAGCAAAUAGUGCCUCACGCAGCCAGCGGAUGCUGUCAACUGAAGCAGCACCUCAGCCACGGCUGGCCACCCAAGCAUAUAGCCCAGAGCGGCCACAGAGGAGAGGUUCUGAACCAAAGAAAGUCCACCAUGCUACCCUGACCAAAGUAGAAACCACGCCCAGCAUGAUCCCCAGCUAAAGCAGAGCCUCCCAAACUGUCUGA